Molecule: messenger RNA, 715 nt
Organism: Patiria miniata (bat star)
Lineage: Eukaryota; Metazoa; Echinodermata; Asteroidea; Valvatida; Asterinidae
Product: oxysterol-binding protein 1-like
Exons: 3
Coding region: 335-715 (126 amino acids)
Source: RefSeq, a predicted model, not a curated record
AAAAUACCUUCGAAGUCGAAUACCCGAAUACGGGUCGAGGGACCCGACCCAGUCUAUACAGUCAGGUGCCACAACUGCAAACGCGUGCAGUGGUUCAACUCCUAUGACACGUAGACUCGGUACUAGUGCAACGUGUGCAAAUGCAUCAUACGCCCAUUUCGUCCAUCGACGCGACGUACGUGACGGGGAUUCGACGUGACCGACUAGCAUGACUAGUGUCGUGUAACGCUUUCGACAGAUUUUCGGGAAGUUGUAUUGUUUCUUACAUAUCACGCAUAAGCCGAAAACUGAUUUUAUUAGAAGAGACUCUAAAGGUUUCUAGGUGCAGUCAAGUAUGGCUGACUCCAGUGUUAAAAAUCCCCCACCGGAGAACUUCAAAGGAUGGCUCUACAAGUGGACAAAUUACAUCAAGGGCUACCAGAGGCGUUGUAACCAAGCUGAAAUGGCCCACACUUGCCGUGGCACUAUUAAUCUGUCUGGUGCCUACAUCGACACAGAGGACUCUUGUAACUUUGUCAUCUCCAGCGGCACGCAGACCUUUCAUCUCAAAGCCAGCUCUGAGGUAGAAAGACAACGAUGGGUAACAUCACUGGAAUUGGCCAAGGCUAGAGCCAUACAAAUGAUGGAAGAAGAUUCAGAUGAUGAAGAAGAACUGCCGUCAGAUGUAGACCGCACAGAGCUGCAGACAACCUUGCAUAUCCUGACAGCAAACUAG